UGUGUGCGUUUCGCGAUUGUGAAGUUGUUUGUCGGUAAAUAUUCGUAUUUACUGACUAAAAGUGUAGUGCUUUAAUAGUUUUUAAAACUUCAAGCUUUGUGUUUGAUGCUAAAUUGGUAUUCCUAACACUUAUUAUGUGACAUUCUAUCAGAUGUGUGUGAAGUGUGUAAACUCAGACGUUUCGUAUUGGAUUAUAUAAAGGAUACCGAGAGGAGUGACGUCAUGAUCUAUUUGCGACGCAGACAAUAAAGGUGGCAGGAUGGACGGGCUGCGCGCGCUGGACGUCGCCGCGCUGCUCCAGGAGCGAGUGGCGGUGCUGAGUGGAGGCAGGGACCGCAGAGGAGGUCCCGUGCUGUCCUUUCCCGCCACUCCUCGCCGUGAGCGCGCCAAACCUGAGGACUACCGUCGUCUGCUGCAGUACCUGCUGGCAAUACCACCGGAGGAUGUGCGAGAGAUCGGGUUCACAGUGGUGAUUGACAUGAGAGGAGCGACCUGGUCCACUGUCAAGCCUAUCCUGAAAGUCCUGCAGGAACAUUUCCCGGGGUCCGUCCACGUCGCGUACAUCAUCAAACCCGACAACUUCUGGCAGAAGCAGCGCACAUCACUGGGCAGUCACAAGUACAAGUUUGAGACCAACAUGAUCAGCCUGGAAGCUCUGCCCAAGAUCAUCGACACAACACAACUGACGUCAGAUUUAGAGGGAACCCUGCAUUACGAUCACAGUCAGUGGAUCGAGAUGAGACUGGCUCUGGAGGACUUUACAUGGCAGGCAGCUGAUCUGUUAGAUCGUCUAGAUGAUCUGCAAGAAGACCUGAGCCGCAACGAUCUAGGUGAUGAUGUGGCUGGGGCCAAACAUGCGCUUGACCUUCACAACGAUAUGAAAAAGAAGAUCAUGAAGGCACCUGUGCAAGACAUUGAUGUGGCGGGCCAGCGUCUGCUGCAGAGGUUGUCUGGAGACAGCAACAGUGGCUAUGACAGUGGGUACUCAGGCAGAGACAGUGAGGCCAGCUCUACAGUGUCCAAUCCUGACCUACAGGCUGCCGUACCUCAGAUUCUGCACAAUCUCGAAGCCAUCCGAACCUCAAAAAACCACCUGCUCCAACUUUGGCACCAUAAAAAGCUGAAGUUGGACCAGUGCUUUCAGUUGAGGUUGUUUGAACAAGACUGUGAAAAGAUGUUUGACUGGAUCUGUCACAACCGAGAUGUGUUCCUCAUGAACUACGUAGAGAUCGGCCACUCAUACCAGCUCGCCAAGGAACUACAGGAGGAGCAUAACCACUUCACCAUGAGCUCCAUGAAUGUGUACGUGAACAUCAACCGUAUCCUGGCCGUUGCAUCGCGUAUGAUGGAGACGGGUCAUUAUGCGGCUGCUCACAUCCGAGCGGUGGCUGCUCGGCUCGACCGAGCGUGGAAAGAGUUUGCGGCCGGACUAGACGAGCGGACGGCUGUACUGGCUUUGUCCACUCUGUUUCAUCACAAAGCUGAACAAUAUGUAGAAAAUGUGCCUAAUUGGAGUCAAGCGUGUGAAAACAUGGCAAUUCCAAGUGAAAUUAUCGUCUUAGAAACUGUGAUACAUCAACACCAAAACCUUUACGAGUCUAUGUGUCAGGCGUACACUGAGGUUUACAACGCUUACCAGUCUCUGCUGAAUGGGUUGGAUCUGUUAGUCCAAGUCUGUAUCAACUUUCCUCAGCCGCCGAGCAAUCCACCGUACAUCCGCUACGGAAACAACAAGCUGGCCUCCGCUAAUGGCGAGAGUGGACAGUCGGACUCGUCGUCGGGUAGUCGCCAGGGUGGCAACCCUGCAGCUGACUACUCGGAGGGUGCCAGUCACGUGCUGGCCGUCAUACAUCAGAUCCUCAACCAUCACCGCAGUCUAGAGCAUCGCUGGCACUCCAAGAAGAUCAAACUGCAUCAGAGACUUGCGCUUAGGCUGUUCCAGGAGGACGUCAAACAGGUGCUGGAUUGGCUAGCAAACCAUGGUGAAGUUUUCCUAAGAAAAAACACUGGAGUCGGAAGGAACCUGCAGAAGGCAAGAGUCUACCAGAAAAGUCACGAACACUUUGAAAACGUUGCUCAGAACACAUACACGAAUGCGGAGAAGCUGCUGACUGCCGCUGAGGAGCUCGCGCAGACCGGCGAGUGUAACGCUGACGAGAUCUACUCUGUAGCUCACGAGCUCGAGAGUCACGUGACCUCGUUUGCGGCUCGUGUGGAACAGCGGCGGCGGAGGUUGGAUCUCGCUGUGCACUUCUACACUCAGGAAAAGGAGCUCGACCAUUGGCUAGAGGAGCUGCGCCAGGACGGCUGCGAUGAAGCGCCAGACACUCUGGAGGCGGCCGAGCGGCAGCUAGAGGAGUGUGCUAGACAGAGGGACUCUUGUCUGGACGCCUCCGUCACUACCAUCAGUCAGGGCGACACCUUGCUGCAGGAGUUGAGGAGUAUCGGACUGACACAAGAGAUGGACUCUACAGGCUCAGUGGCUGCAGUAGAAUCUGCUCUGGACAGACUCAACAAACAGAGAGAGGAGCUGGAAGAGUUAUGGGCCACUCGCAAACUCAGGCUGGACCUGUGUCUCAGGUUGCGGCUGUUCGAGAGGGAUGCUUUAGAGGUGUCCUCCAGGCUGGAACUGUGGGCCUCUGAGCUGGAGCACUGUGACCUCACCAAUGACAUGCAGAAGGCCGAGACAAUGCUGAGGCUACACAAUGAGAGCAUCACGCACAUGCAGAACACUACCUUCCAAGUGCUGCAGCAGGGACAGGAACUGGCUCAGGUGUUUGAGACCAGCGGAGUGUCUCUGAUGGCAGACAGUCAGUACAGUGCCCAGACCAGGGUACAGGUGCUGCUAGAGUUCCUACAUGAGAGAGAGAUGGACUUGGAGGACCUUGCGGAGAUGAAGAGAGUCAAGCUGGAGCAGUGUGUGCAGUUGUGUCAGUUCAGAGCCGACGCCAACCAGGUCGUCAGCUGGAUUCGCAAUGGUGAGGCGAUGUUGAUGGCCAGUUUCACAGUUCCCAGCUGUUUACCGGAAGCGGAACAGCUGAAAAAAGAACACGAACAGUUCCAAGUGGCCAUUGAGAAGACGCACACGUCAGCAGUGCAAGUGAAGCACAGAGCGGAGGCGUUAGUCAACGCCAAUCACUACGACCCAGCUGGUAUCAGGGACAUCAGUGAGGAGGUGACCAAACGGUGGCAACAGCUGGUCACUUGCGCUGAGGAAAGACACAAACUCGUUACUGCCAGCCUCAACUUCUACAAGACUGCCGAACAGGUGUGCAGUGUGCUGGAUAGCCUAGAGAGGGAGUACAAGAGAGACGAGGACUGGUGCGGAGGCGGUGCCAGCAGUGGAGUGAACAUCGGACAGCUGGUCAACAAACACCAGGAGCAGAAGGAGGCGUUCCUGAAGGCGUGCACGCUGGCGCGCCGCACUGCAGAGACGUUCCUCAAGUACACCAACCGAAGUCUGCAGUACUACAAUUACAGCGGGUCCGAGGCCAGCUCAGAGACAAGAGUCAAAGCAAUCACAGACAAGCUGCUGAGCCAGGAGAAUCGAGUGCUGGAACACUGGAGCGAGCGCAAGAAGCGGCUGGACCAAUGUCAGCAGUUUGUGCUGUUUGAGCGCUCGGCGCAGCAAGCCAUGGAGUGGAUACAUGAGACUGGUGAACAUUACCUGUCCACGCACACAAGCGUCGGUGCAACCCAGGAUGAGACAGAGUCGCUGCUCGUAGAACACAAUGAGUUCAAGGCGUCGGCGAAGGAGACGAGAGAGCGAGUGAAGCUGCUGAUACAGCUGGCCGAUAGUCUGGUGGAGAAGGGUCAUGCUCACGCAGCGGCCAUCAAACAAUGGGUGGCUGCGGUGGACAACCGGUACAAAGACUUCAGCUGCCGCAUGGACAAGUACAGAUCGCAGUUAGAAGGAACAUUGGGAAUCCAGGCUGAAGCAGAAAGUAGACAAGAGCUUUCAAUCGAUAGAAAUUCAGACCCUUCGCUUGAAUCCAAAGUGAAAGACUCAACCAAAGAUCUCAAAGAGUUGAAUGAAGAAAAGAGAAGAUCUGCAAGAAGAAAAGAAUUUAUAAUGGCCGAACUGCUACAAACCGAACGAACGUACGUGAAAGACUUAGACAUCUGCAUCAAGGUGUUUCUGGAGGAGAUGAGAGGUCACAGCAAUGUUCCUCCGGGCAUUCUGGGCAAGGAACACAUCAUCUUUGGCAACAUCGAGGACAUCCGGGACUUCCACCGGGAUGUGUUUCUGAAGGAGCUCGAGAAGUACGAGACGAUGCCAGAAGAUGUGGGACAUUGUUUUGUUACCUGGGCUCUCAAGUUCGACAUGUACGUCAAGUACUGCAAGAACAAGCCCGAGUCCAACUCACUGCUGGUGCAGCACGGAGGCACGAUAUUUGAAGAGUUGCAGAAGAAACAUCGAGUUGAACAUCCGAUAGCUGCCUAUCUGAUCAAACCUGUCCAGAGGAUAACCAAGUACCAGCUGUUGCUUAAAGAUCUUCAGUCCUGCUGUGAUGAAGGCCAGGGGGAAAUAAAGGAUGGGCUAGAAGUGAUGCUGAAUGUCCCCAAGAAAGCCAACGACGCACUUCAUCUAUCUCUCCUGGAAGGCUGUGAUAUUAGUUCGGACGAGUUGGGAGAAGUGAUACUACAGGACACUCUGCAUGUUUGGGACCCUAAACAGCUGAUCAGGAAAGGCAGGGAGAGGCAUUGCUUCCUCUUUGAACUGUACUUGGUGUUCAGUAAGGAAGUGAAGGACUCCAGUGGGAAAGCGAAGUACAUCUACAAGAAUAAACUUAUGACCUCUGAGUUGGGAGUGACGGAACACAUAGAAGGAGACGAGUGCAAGUUUGCCGUGUGGACUGGACGAGCACCCAUAUCAGACUUCCGAAUCGUCCUUAAGGCUUCUUCUCUGGAGAGCAAACAACACUGGGUGAAGAAGUUGAGAGAAGUCAUACAAGAGACCUACUUCAGCUCAGCCCUCCCUCUCAGUCUGCCAAAGAGUCCUGCCAAACUGAAGGGAAGCAGCCAGCGAUCCAGCAGAGACCUGGAGGACUCGGCCUCACUGGACGAGAGUGUAGAGAACCUUGAUAGAGGGUCUUUGGCAUCGUUUGGCUCCGGCAACACCACGGACUCUGACAAGACUGGCGGUGUGGAGAUGACAUGGGUGAUCGCCGACCACGUGGCGGCGGGCUCCGCCGAGCUGUCAGUGUCCAAGGGACAACAGGUGGAGGUUGUGGAGGUACGACCUGGAGACCCAGAGUGGUGCCUGGUCAGGAUGCCAACUUCUGGAAGUGCCGUGGACUCGCCGCCGGAGGGGUUGGUACCCCUGGCUGUGCUGAAGCAGCCGCCCCCUGGGUUCCCCAAGACCGCUCCAUCUACAUCCCCCAACAGACGGACGGCCGACCACGAACUCGAGCCGGGACCAAGUGAGAGUGGAAGUGCAGUUACCACCAAUUCUCCCGUGAACAAAAGAAGAGUUUUUAGCGGGAGGAAAUGGCUUCCCCCUCCCCUCCGAAAGCUCAGUGGGGGAAAAGUGGAGAAGAACACGGCUCCAGAACGAACUCCCCUCAAGAAGACACCUUCAGAUAAAAGGAUAAAGUCGCCGGCAGGUGAGAUGGGUAACAAGCAAGGAGGCUCGGUAGGAGUCGGGCUGGAGGAGGAGAGUGGAAGGGACCAGAAUGGGGAGGAGGGAGAGGAAGAAGUAGAGUUGCCGCCACCGAUGAAACCCAUCAACGAACCCAUCUUGGUACCCUCGGACGAGUCUCAAGGCCAGCGAUCUUCAAACCUGUCAUUGGAAGGUGCAACUUCGGCAGAUCUGGCUGAGAUUGAACAAAUCGUCAAAGAGAGAAUGGAGCAACAUAGCGAGAAGCAGUCGAAGUUGUCAGUUUCCGAUGGAGGGGAGGGGGAAGAAGAGUCGGCGCUACAGAAGCGAGAGUAUGUGAUACGCGAGCUGGUGGAGACGGAGCGAGACUACGUACGUGACCUGCGCAUGGUGGUGGAUGGCUACAUAGCGCUCAUGCGCGACCCUGACUGUGAUAUACCCUUGCCUGAGGACCUUAGAGGAGGCAAGGACAAGAUGGUGUUCGGAAACCUAGAGGCUAUCUACGAGUGGCAUAGAGAUUCCUUCCUGAAAGGGCUGGAGCGUUGUAUUCAGUAUCCUGAAGAGCUCGGGCCUCUGUUCAAGAGGUAUGAGAGGAAACUUCUGAUGUACGUCGUCUACUGUCAGAACAAACCUGUGUCCGAGUACAUCGUCUCAGAGUACAUCGACACCUACUUUGAGGAGCUGAGACAAAAGCUGGGUCACAAACUACAGCUGUGCGACCUGCUGAUCAAACCCGUCCAGAGGAUAAUGAAGUACCAGCUGUUACUGAGGGAUUUGUACAAAUACACGGAGAGAGCUCACCUCACUACGGAGAUGGAAACUUUACGACAGGCGACCCACGUCAUGCAGGUCGUGCCCAAGGCAGCCAACGACAUGAUGGACGUCGGCCGGCUGCAAGGCUUCGACGGAAAGAUCACGGCCCAGGGCAAGUUGCUGCUGCACGGGCCACUGGUUUGUUGUGAAGGCACGUCAGCCGCCAGUUUCAAGGGCAAGGACCUUGUAGUGUUCCUGUUUGAACAGAACAUCAUAUUCAGCGAGGCUGUCGGCAAGAAAACUCAGUUCACCAACCCUGUAUAUAUCUACAAAAACCACAUUCAGGUGAACAAAAUGAGUUUGGACGAGAAGGUAGAGGGUCGGGAAGAAAGGGAGAGGGAAAAGGACUGCAGCGUGGAGCCGUUCUGUGUGCGAAGUACGGACCCGCGCAAGCCGUCGUUGGCGUACGUCUGUCAACCACCGACAGGCGAGUCGCGCGCCGAGUGGCUACACAACUUGCGCACGAUACUGCAGACGCAACGCGACUUCCUCAAGGCCAUACAGUCGCCAAUCGCGUAUCAGAAGGAGCUCGGUCGAGACCCUUUUUCUCUCAGCCCCCCGAUGCGUCCCCCGAGCCCCCCUUCCCUGGACGAGUGUCCCGUCAUUGUCAGCGAACCUCUCUCGUCCAAAACAAAACACCAAAGCAACUUUCUGGAGGGCUUUCGCAACACGCUGAGGCGUGCAAAGAGCGAAGCACCUGAAGUUGAAAGUAACUUUAGUCUGGCCAGGCGAUGGUCCGAUGCGCACUCGUGCGACGGUGGAAGUGACUUAGUGCGCGUGGUCGAUCGGCAGACUGUGCUAGUGCGAAGCGACGACGCCACACUGCAGCUGUGCGACCACGAGACAGGCCAGUGGCGGACGACAGAGACAAUGCAUAGCCCCGACGGACGAGUUGUGACUGGUCUGAGCGCUGGUCACACCUACAGCUUCAGACUGGGCGACAGAUGUGCUUGUGUCACCAUUCCACAUGAGACUAGGUGGCAGCAGGAGCAGUUCGAACGGAGAUACCAGCAGCUACAUGUUAUUGGUCGAGGCAGAACUGCGGUAGUACGGAAGGCACGGGACCGAGGCACGGACCAGCGAGUGGCACUCAAGCAAGUCGAGCGCCGUCGAGUGCCCCAGCUGGUCACCAGGGCGGAGUACAACCACCUGGUUGCACUCAACCAUCCAAGCCUCAUACAUGGGCUGGCGUUGUUUGAGAACGCACCUUCACUGGGCCUAGACACCAUUGUCAUGGAGUUAGUGGAAGGUAAGGAUGUACUGAGUCACAUGUGUUCUGUGACCUCUGUUUCGGAAGGUCACAUACGUGACAUCACACACCAACUGCUCUCUGCCUUGGAGUACCUUCAGAGGCUUCAGAUUGUCCAUUGUGAUAUUAAGCCUGAAAACCUGCUGGUGGAAAGUCAUGGAAGUCAGUUCCAACUGAAAGUAGUUGACUUUGGCUCCGCUCGAACUCUCGGCCUGGCUCCACCACAAGUCCCCGAUCUGGAGUUUGCUGCUCCGGAGCUUCUAAUGGAGCCACCUAGCAUCUCUCUCGCCACGGACGUGUGGAGCUGUGCCGUCUUGAUUUACGUUUUGAUCAGUGGAGUGUCCCCGUUCCUGGACGACAGUCCGGAGGAGACUACGGCUAACAUAUUGAAAGCAGACUUCAGCUUCCUCCCGGAGCUGUUCCCUUCCAGCUCCGGAGAUGUGCAGCAGUUCCUGUCUAGUCUCCUGGUGCGGGAUGUCGUCUCAAGACCCUCCGCACAAACGGCCCUCUCCCUCCCAUGGCUGCAGACGGUGACGUCGAGUUUCAACAUCUGUCCAUCUCGCCUCGCAACAUUUAUAACAAGAAGAAAACCGCCUUGCUUGAGUCAAGAUACCAUUUAAGCAUUUCCAUUCGCCUCCAAUACAUUUUUUUAAUUAAUGUGAAUAAUUGUAUGUAUGUAAAAUUGUGUACAUUUAAUUUAAUUAUAAAUCCAAAGAAUUU
This is a messenger RNA of Macrosteles quadrilineatus (aster leafhopper), 8381 nucleotides long. Its product is annotated as triple functional domain protein-like. NCBI's taxonomy places the organism in Eukaryota, Metazoa, Arthropoda, Insecta, Hemiptera, Cicadellidae. Gene Ontology annotation, biological process: intracellular signal transduction; protein phosphorylation; axon guidance. The transcript is spliced from 48 exons. Gene Ontology annotation, molecular function: protein binding; protein kinase activity; guanyl-nucleotide exchange factor activity. Gene Ontology annotation, cellular component: cytoplasm. The coding region runs from base 260 to 8281 and encodes 2673 amino acids. The record is from RefSeq and is a predicted model, not a curated record.